Chelmon rostratus (copperband butterflyfish) is the source of this 8528-nucleotide messenger RNA. RefSeq names its product Rho related BTB domain containing 4 (gene rhobtb4). The transcript is spliced from 12 exons. Gene Ontology annotation, biological process: small GTPase-mediated signal transduction. The record is from RefSeq and is a predicted model, not a curated record. Gene Ontology annotation, molecular function: GTP binding; protein binding; GTPase activity. The coding region runs from base 858 to 3023 and encodes 721 amino acids. Lineage: Eukaryota; Metazoa; Chordata; Actinopteri; Chaetodontiformes; Chaetodontidae.
GAGACAGAGACAGCGGCGGCAGCCCACUUCCCAGCGAGGACUAAACUUCUGGCGAGAAAUUUGGUGAGAUAGGGGGAGAAAAACGAGGGUGCGGCAGAACAAAAGGCAAACGGACUUUUAUUCUAAGGGUGUUAUUUUUGAACACGGGAAGCAAACAAAUCAAAUAAAUGGAAGUCAUUAGAGAUGAGAUCGGACAGAUGUGAUGUGCGAGGAUGAAAUGCACGCGAGCUGAUAGAAAAUACGGGAAAAAAUCCCUCGUGCACUUGUGAUGUAAAGUCAGUGUCGAAUCAUUUAUUUAAAAAAAAAAAAAGACUCAUCCAGCCAUGACGAAAGACAAACAGACAGACAAAAGAAAGUCGAGGCGAGGGUCGCCUCCUCCAUGUGCUCCCUCCUUGUAGGUGUGACAGAAACAACAAAGGGACGUGGAAAAAACUCGCAUCAGGACCACAGGCGGACAACAGCCCAGACAGAUCGCAGAGCACAAUAGCGAGAGGGGGGCUCGCAAACAAGGGCAUGUCUGCAGGUUUUGCAAUAUGCAGCAGUCUUCAUGUAAUUACAUUCCUCCUGGCGUCUCUCGGCUGCAACAGUCGGGAGUGUUUUUCUUCUGUCAGUCCUGGCAGAUCUUCACCAAACACGCGCAUUUAGACACGAAGCCGACGCUCACCUCCAGGCUGACGGAGCAAGUGUUGAGACAUUUUAAUGGGGAGACGCGGGAGACGAGCGCUGGCCAGAAUUAACUGAGAGGGAGAGAGAGAGAGAGAGAGAGAGCAGCGGAGAGGUGGGAGCCGAGAAGUGGACGUCGAGGCGAAAAGGAGACCUGAAUUCCAGAGGUGAAUGUCUUUCAAAGGGCCCUCUCCAUGGAUAUAGACACAGACUAUGAGCGGCCCAAUGUGGAAACCAUUAAAUGUGUGGUGGUAGGGGAUAAUGCAGUAGGCAAGACCAGGCUAAUCUGUGCCCGGGCCUGCAAUGCCACCCUCACACAGUAUCAGCUGCUUGCCACCCACGUGCCAACCGUCUGGGCCAUCGACCAGUACCGUGUAUGCCAGGAGGUGUUAGAGAGAUCUCGUGAUGUCGUGGAUGAGGUCAGUGUGUCCCUGAGGCUGUGGGACACAUUCGGGGAUCAUCACAAAGACAGACGGUUUGCCUAUGGCAGGUCUGACGUAGUGGUGCUUUGCUUCUCCCUGGCUAAUCCCAAUUCCCUGCGCCACGUACGCACCAUGUGGUUCCCGGAGAUCAAGCACUUUUGUCCCCGGACACCCAUCAUUCUGGUUGGCUGCCAGCUGGAUCUGCGCUACGCCGACCUGGAUGCAGUUAACCGUGCACGACGACCACUAGCCAAACCAAUCAAACCCACAGAUAUCCUUCCGCCAGAGAGAGGCCACGAGGUGGCGAAGGAGCUUGGGAUUCCCUACUAUGAGACCAGCAUCGUUGCCCAGUUUGGAGUCAAAGAUGUUUUUGACAAUGCCAUCCGAGCCGCCCUCAUCUCCCGUCGUCACCUGCAGUUCUGGAAGUCUCACCUGAAAAAGGUCCAGAGGCCCCUUCUCCAGGCGCCCUUCCUGCCUCCUCGCCCGCCUCGCCCCAUUGUGGGCAUCCCAGACCCCCCGCCCACUGACGGCGAGGGCCCUGACUCCCUUUUCUGCCAGCCACUAUGUGCAGAUGUCCUUUUCCUUCUGCAGGGCGGUGCCACUCGAGUCUUUGCACACAAAGUAUAUCUUGCUACUUCCUGCUCCAAGUUCUACGACCUCUUCACCCUUGAUCUUGGUGGAUCACUUCUGGGCCCACGGGGGGAGGAACAAGAGAGCAAGGAAAACUUGGAGAGCGGGGAGGAAGAUGAGCAGAGCAGGAGAGGAGCCAAGGAGCAAGCUGGGCGCACUAAGAGCCUGGACAUUGAUAAAGACGGGGUUGAUGGAGGAGUGCGGGGCCUGAAUCGACCCCAGCUGCUCCAGCAGGGCUCUUUGAGGACUUCCCAGAGUGAUAAUGCACUCCCUUCUCGAGCCCUGUACUCCCUGGGUGCACUAGGGACUGGUCGAGCACUUUCAGGAUGGGGAAGGGGGUUCCUGAGUGUCUGCCUGGAGCAUGUUGAUGAUCCCAUGACUGGACGACCACGACUCAUGACUGUUGUAGCCAUGGAUGCGCUUAUACAGGAAGAGCCAUUCAAGGCGGUGCUUCAGUACCUGUACACAGGCAGUCUGGACGAGGGCCGAGGGGAUCUGAUGCAGGUGGCAACCAUCGCAGAGCUGCUGGAGGUGUUUGACCUGCGGAUGAUGGUGGCCAAUGUUCUCAACAGAGAGAGCUUCAUGAACCAGGAGAUCACCAAGGCCUUUCACGUCCGCAGAGCCAACCGCAUCAAGGAGUGUCUCAAUAAAGGGACUUUUGCUGAUGUGGUGUUCCGUCUGGACGAUGGCUGCCUCCCGGCCCACAAGCCCCUGCUCAUCUCCAGCUGCAACUGGAUGGCUGCCAUGUUCCGUGGCUCUUUCAUGGAAAGCUACAUUGAAGAGGUACCCAUUCCUAACACCAGUGCAGCCUGUAUGCACGGAGUCUUGGAGUUCCUGUACUGCGGCUUGCUGACGCCCUGUCCUGGUCUGGAGCCCAUAGAACUAAUUGUUCUGGCCAACCGUCUCUGUUUGCCGCGCCUUGUCGCAAUCACAGAGCAGCACGCUGUGGACGAGCUUCUCCAGCUGGCGGUGAAGGGGGGUGACAUUGAUGGCCAGGUGUUGGCUUACCUCGAGCUUGCACAGUUCCACAAUGCCAAGCAACUAUCAGCUUGGUGCCUCCAUCACAUCUGCACUAAUUAUAACAGCAUCUGCCGCAAGUUUCCCAAAGACAUGAAGGCCAUGUCUCCAGAAAACCAGAGGCACUUUGAGAAGCAGCGUUGGCCUCCUGUGUGGUUCCUGAAGGAGGAGGACCGCUACCUGCGCUCUCAGAAGGAGCGCGAGCGUGAGGAGGAGAUCUUGCGCAAGCAACACACCAAACGGGGCUGGUGUUUCUGGAGACACCCGUCCUCCUCUCCCCACGUCUCCUAAGGGGUCUCCUCCACUGACUUCUUCAUCCUCACCUGGGUCGUCCCACCCAGGAAAGCUAACCCCCCUGUAACGUAUAUAGAGGCGGUCGUCUUUGAACCCUCUAUCAGUGGAGAAAUGGCUCUCAGUGCUUCUAUGCCUGAAUGUCGGCAUGUUUGGGGGAAUGUAUGUGCCUCUUUAUAACUGUAGGUGACUUCAUGAGUGCUUUUUGGAAUGCUUGUGUGGCAAGUGUAGACUUAACUGAAGGGUAUGUGCGUGGAUGCGUGGGUGUAUGUUUGAGGUUAUUACGAUUGAGUGAUGCUUCCGAGUUGAGUGCUUCCCAGACGCCCUGAUCUAUAAGGGCCCACGGCGUUGCAGUGCAGCCCCUUGUCUCCUCCACAAGAGCUCUGUCCCUCCACCAGCACUCACAGAGUCCCAGCCUUUGAGUGAUUGGACUGGGAGCAAGGGCUCUCUAUCUCUCUCAGUCUCCAUCCUUCACAUUGACCUUAAUGACUAUUACACACUGACCACCGCGGCUCCUCUCGUGGAGCUUACCUCUGCCUUCACUUCUACGCAGACUGUUAGCUUGCACACACAGACCCGUGCGAAAUGCCCACCCCUCUAAAACCAGCACUGGAUUCCCAGGAACUGACACUUAACAAUGUAAUUAUUAUUAUUUUGAUAUUAUUUGACCUUUUUAUAUAUUCUCCGCACCUUCUAUGACACUCUUAUCAGGGUUCAGGGCGCACACUACUCCCAGGAAGUGUUGAGGACCAUGAUUGUCAUUGGAGCCGCAGAGACGGGAUGUUAUUCACAGGUUUGAGUGUAAGGGCGAACCUCAAAACCGUUUAUGAAUUAGGAUGCCCGAGUCAGGAGGCUUGAUCACAGCUAUUAGCCUUCAGUCUAAUACUGGUGUGGUCCUCGUGUCCAUAAUCCACCGCUGCACCUCCCACCCCCGCCUCCUGCACACCACACUUGCAAAAAAAAGCAAAAAGAGUUGGAUUCACCAAACUGCACCUCAGAGACAUUCAAAGUGACCACUCGAUAGCAACAGUGGGGGUAGAGAGGGCUAGCCUUACUUGAUACCUCUGCCAUGGAGGAAUGAUGGAUACAGUAUUAAACAAAUCCGCUUGUAACGUCCAUGACCACUAGGUUGCGUGGAAGCGCCUCAGCCAGCCUGCCUUUACACCCCUACACCACUAGGGGCAGCACUGCUCAGGGCCCCGGCACUAACCCUCACACGAACAGGAGUUUUUAAUCCCUGUGAUUCCUUCACUCUACUUUCAAAUAUUAAGCUCGUCAGUAUAACUCAAAUCCUUGCAAAGUGUUAAAAGAAAGCUAAAGCACAUUCACAGUGUUAUUAGUGCAUUUUAAAACCCUGAUUUUCACCUAAUUCUGAAUACCAAAGCUGUGAUUCUUUUGAUCUCUUGCUUCCUCACUUUCUUCGUUCCUGGCUCCCUGCUUCCUUCAGUGGCGAGAGGGGAUGGAGGAGAAAGUGGCUUUUAAGGAGAAGGAGGCAGCGUAAUAACCGAAUCCCUCCUCGUUUCAGUCCGUGGUGUCAGGAGAAAAGUGUCCCUGCUGGACAUUGCCUUCCAUUCCUCUUGCUGGAAUUGAAAAUGGUGCUGAAGACACAAUAAGACAGUGUCCGCAUGAACACACAGACACAUGCGAUUUUAUGUUCACAGUUUAAGUCUAGUUAUUUAGUCUUUACCUGUGAUGAAUGUGCAGAAAUGCAAUUAUGGUAUUCAAAUUUUGACACUUUUUUUCUUCUCCAUAUGCUAACAGUCUGUAAGAGGUCAUAAUAGGUCAGUGCUUUCAGAAUGUGUAGAUUUCAGAUUUUACAUACAGUGGUUACAAGCUUGUAAUGUCUUUUGCCGCUUUUGUAUUCAAAAACAGUGGGAUCUGUUUCGCUUCCUCGUUAACCAGGAAAAUAAUAUAACUUUAGAUUGAAUUUGCGGUUGUGAGUGUUGUCUCAAAUGGCAAACGGCUUGAUGUAUAACUGCAUAUGAGAGCAAAUCUGAUUUUCUCGUAAAGGGUGCUAAUUUCUUUGGGCUUUAGGGCCGAAUGUGAAAACGAGACUUUGUGGUGAUGACUUUCUAUUAGCACGUUGUUCUAUUUGUGGGUUUGCGCCCCUCAGCUUUGCCCAGGCAACUGCAGGAGAUCGACAGAUUGUGUGAAACAUGUGGUGCGUUCUGCCGUUGUCCACGGGAGGCGUGUUAAAAUCAUUGUCAGCCACCGAAAUAGAAGUCAGAUAGGAUCUCACGAGACCCGAGUGAGAAUUGAACUGAAUCCUCUCUGAAAAGAGUGAAAGUGGUGUAAAAGUGAACAAGUCUCAGUCAGCAUUACAUGCAACCUACAUAUUUUGGAAUUUCUCCAUGGAUAUUUAAACCAUCCCAGUGCAGCGCUUUGGGAGUUUAGAAAUGAGACCUAAAGAGGAGACGGUUGGGGGACAGUUUUUGAUGGACUUCCAUGGCCUCUUUUUAGUUCCCCAUAGAAGGGAUGGCUGUUAGAUUUGUCUUAUUAAUGGUUGGUAUGACCCAUUAAGCCUCUUCUCUUGGUCCAUGUGCCUUAUAGUUGGACAAAACUAAAAAUUAGUUGGGAUUUUGGCAACAUCAAACCGGCGGACAGGUUCUGCCGUGGUUGACAUGAUGGACACAGUAGACAAUGGCCACGAUAAUGUGAGAACUGCAAAAUGGAUUAUGGUGUUGCUUUAUGCACCCUCAGCCAUUACCCAUCUGGAGGGGAUUUCUGAGCCAACUCGAGCCAUGCCUGUGGAGAACCUUUAGGCCUACUGCUCGUUUUUAUGCAGACAAAUGGCCUUAAAUUAAUCUCUUGGUAGAGUGUAGUACAGUAUAGGUUGGUCUAAUCAUAUGGCCUUGCAUUAGUAGUUUUUUUAGACUGGUGAUUAUUUGGAUUUAGGACUCACAUUGUGGUCGGAAAUCUCCACUGACUAGGUGAUUGAGACGUAGGAAUAAAAAUGACAGGUUGAUUCCUGUAGUGUAACUUCAAAACCACUGACUUUGAUAAAGCAAAGCUUUUUAAUGAGCACUGGCUGGCCUGUGUGCUGGGAGGGUGCAACCACUUUUAGAAUGUGGUUGAUUUGCAUGGUGGCCUAACUUGGUCAUUAUAAUGACACUUGGUAUUGGAAUGCACUUUCUUCUUCUUCUUCUUCUUUUUGUCUAUGACUGUACCUUUCUGUGCUUAGCAUGAAUUAUUCCUUAAGUAAUAUUGUUUUUAAACAUGAUGAUUGUAGCACGAUAUUUCCACUUAAGUCUUUCGAAAUUUCCCACAUCUUAGUGAGGAGCUGGGUAACGUGACUUAUCCAGCUUAUUGUUUAAGGUCUAGUAGGCACUGAAUCCCCACAGUAGCUCUCUUCUUGCUAUGUGGCUUUAUGCACAACUCAGUUUAACUUAAUUAGCUCAGCACAGCCUAUGGUAGCAUCACUAAACAUACAACUUUAAAUAAUCUGCUGGGACGUUCUACAGAGAGUUUCUUGGAAAACAAAUGCAGAGGAUCUGUUGCUGCUGUGCAGUGUUACAGCUUUCCCUUUUGUGCUUCUACUGUAGUUAAUACAAUCUAUCAUGCUUAUUCUUGCUAUUUUAAGAUAUUGGGUUGGGGGCAUAAAACUAAAAAGCAUAAAAAGCAAACUGAAAUCAAGUAUUGUAAUGCACAUAUUUUAAGAAUGUCCUAAAUGGCUGAAAGCCAAGUGCAAUGUUUGGGUUUAGCCUGCAUGUAAUGACAGAGGAAUUGGGUAAAGCAUGAUGCAUGUUUUGGAGUCUGACAUAGGCUACUGUAUAUAUAGCAGAGUUUCUUAACCUUGGGUUCGGGGCCCUAUCUGGGGUCACUUGGUAAUAGGAAAUGUCUAAAACUUAAAUAAUAAUAACGUAAAAAAAAUAAAUACUGUAGGUUUGAAAUAUAUGUCAUAAUCGCUAAAAUCUUUAUUUGUAUAUUUGGAUGCCACCAGUUCACGAUAACUUGAUUAUUGUUCAAUAACUGGGGUGUAAAUUGAGAAUUGUGGGAAAUAUAAAUGGGCCAAAAAAGGUUGAGAAACCCUGAUAUACAGAGAGGGAGAGAUGAAGAUGCUAAAUUUUGAAAGUUGUUAGCUUUAUUCAACCCUCAAUAUUUGCUCCACACUGACCCCUACUGGCCAAAGUUCCAUUCAUUUGCAUUGUCUUCUUUGAUCGUAUCACCUUUUCACAGUCACAUUGUACUCUUUUCCUCCUUCUGAGCAGGCCUGACCCUCCUUUUUUAGAUGUGAGGCCUAGUGACUGAGAGAACACCUCGCUUUUGGUCGUCUUGGGUGUCUCCUCUCCUGUGCCUUCAGUGAAAUCUCACUCUUUUAAUUAUGUACAGGCUGACAGCGCUGCACCUGCAGCCUUCUGGGCUCAAAAUAAAGUUGAUCAAGCCAAGAAAUACACACGUUUGAGCACAGAAAGAAAAGUAGGCAGCUUUCUUUAAUGCACAGCAGCUUAGCAUAUAGCUACUGGCUAUUGGGGUCAUAGUGAUAACUUCCAAUGCUAACACAGAUAUGGAGCUUUACAGUUUUAGUAUGUCAUAACAUCUGUGCUAAAGCUACGCAACAGACAAAUUGUGAAAUGACCAAGAAACCCAGCAAACCAGCAGUUUAAAAAUGUUUUCGCACUCUUUCAGGUGCCUGCACUUUCUACUAUGUAGCCUAAUAUGACUUUUUUGAUAAGUGUGCUAAGUCUUUAUAUUUGCCAGUUUUCUUGAUCAAAAUGAAAAUAUCUUCUUACUUUUCCACUUUCUCGUGCUCUCUUUCUCUCUCAUUCAAGAGUUUGCCCUGUUGCUUCCACUAUUUAGCUGAAAUUGUCUGUGUUGCAAUCAUGCAUAACGUCAGUGUAUUGUAAGUUGGGGAACAGCAUCUGUGAACUACUGGUUGGAUUAAAGGCAGAUAUUAGCUGUGACAGCUAUGUAUACACUAUAAUAUGCUUUAAUGAAGAUAGUUGUUAUCCAAAGUACAGUACAGUGUUGUAAAUUUGAUGAGUCCCAGCUGGAAUUAACCUCUCACCUUAUAACUGCUCACCGCACUGUAUCUAUGAGCUAAGCAGGUGUAUACAUACAGUAGGAUGGUAUGCACAUGGAGACCCAGGACAGGGAGAGUGUUUCUAUAGACAGACAUGGUGUGAUUAACCCCUGGUCUAUACUGUAUUAUUUUUCAGUGGAUCGUAUAUACUGUAUAGUAUUGUUAUGCACUUUUGUUUCCAUUGACUCAUAUGAGUUUUAUUAACAUUUACGGCUCAUGUCAUUUGUGUGUGUUACAAUAAAAGGCAAAAGAAAGAGCACACCACACUCACAAACUAUUAAGGGCUUUCAAGAAAAUAUACAACAAUCAGAAUGUUUUGCUGUUUUUGCAAAAAAAAAAAUGUUUUGAAACGAAACAUUUGUAAUAUUUUUGAACUACUGUGAUUUGUACAAAAUUUAAAAAAACAAAAGUAGAUUUUUUUUCCUUUAUUUGCCAUUUCAGUAUUUUGAUGUUUGACAUGGAUUUUAUUAAAACUGUUAAUCUUU